Messenger RNA from Mauremys reevesii (Reeves's turtle), 1789 nucleotides. It is a transcript of the gene WNT9B, whose product is annotated as Wnt family member 9B. Gene Ontology annotation, molecular function: cytokine activity; frizzled binding. The transcript has 4 exons. Gene Ontology annotation, cellular component: extracellular region. Bases 27 to 1094 code for a protein of 355 amino acids. The record is from RefSeq and is a predicted model, not a curated record. Lineage: Eukaryota; Metazoa; Chordata; Testudines; Geoemydidae. Gene Ontology annotation, biological process: multicellular organism development; cell fate commitment; canonical Wnt signaling pathway.
GAGCAGAGCCGCGCCCGGCCGGCACCAUGCGCUCCCGGACCCUGCUGGCCGCCCUGUGCCUCUGGCUGCUGCCCGGCUCCGCCGCCUACUUCGGCCUGACCGGGAAGGAAGGUCUGACCCAUCUUCCCUCACUGGGCCCCUCUGCGAACCCUGCCCAAGGGAAGGCGCACCUGAAGCAGUGUGACUUGCUCAAGCUGUCCCGUAAGCAGAAGAGGCUCUGCCAGCGGGAGCCGGGGCUGGUGGAGACCCUGCGGGAUGCCAUCCGGCUCAGCAUCAUGGAGUGCCAGUACCAGUUCCGCAACGAGCGCUGGAACUGCAGCCUGGAUGGACGGACCAGCCUGUUGAAGAGAGGUUUUAAGGAAACUGCCUUCCUGUAUGCAGUGUCCUCUGCGGCGCUUACCCACUCCCUGGCCCGGGCGUGCAGCGCUGGACGCAUGGAGCGCUGCACCUGCGAUGACUCUCCGGACCUGGAGAACCGUAAGGCCUGGCAGUGGGGAGUAUGUGGCGACAACCUCAAAUACAGCACCAAGUUCCUUAAAAACUUCCUGGGCCAGAAGAAGAUCGGCAAAGACCUGCGGGCUAAGAUGGAUAUCCACAACACCAACGUGGGCAUCAAGGCCGUGAAGAAUGGUCUCAAAACCACGUGCAAGUGCCACGGCGUCUCGGGCUCCUGUGCCGUGAGGACCUGCUGGAAGCAGCUCUCCCCUUUCCAUGAGACUGGCAAGAUCCUCAAGCUGCGCUUUGACGACGCCGUCAAGAUCUUCAGCGCCACGAAUGAUGCCGUGGGGCACUCUGAGCUCGUGGGCACGCAGAGACGCAGCCACUCCCCCAAAAGCCCAGCUACUCCACGCUCCACGGAUCUGGUGUACCUGGAGGACUCUCCCAGCUUCUGCCGGCCCAGCAAAUACUCGCUGGGCACUGCCGGAAGGACAUGCUCCCGGGAGGCCAGCUGUGACAGCCUGUGCUGUGGGCGUGGCUACAAUACGCAGAGCCGGAUGGUCACCUUCUCUUGCCACUGCCAAGUGCAGUGGUGCUGCUAUGUGGAAUGCCAGCAGUGCAUGCAGGAGGAGGUGAUCUACAGCUGCAAGCAGUAGGGCUCGCGUCGGGAAAGGAAUCCAUGCAAAGCGCAGGAGUGAGCCGGGGCCCCGUUCUGGGGUGAGGCAGAGGCAGGCACUGCUUGCUGCAAGGCGCUCAGCUCCUUCUCUCUCUGCAUGCGGAGGGGCCAUGGCACAGGAUACGCUGGAUUGUCCCGUGAACCAGGGGUGCGAACAAUGUGCAUUUUAAUGUGGCUAAGUGUCUAUAGCUAGGAACAAAGAAUAUAGGCCAUGAAUACAGCCUGGGGGACUGCGUCCUGUGACUCUGAACAAGAGCUGGGGGUCAUGGUGGACAAUCAGCUGAACAGGAGCUCCCAGAGGGAUUCUGUGGCCAAAAGAGCUAAUGCGAGUCUGGGUUAAACGGGGGGCCUCUUGAGUAGGAAUAGAGUUUAUUUUUCCUCUGUAUUUGGCACUUGUGUGCCCACUGCUGCAAUACUGUGUCCACUUCUGGUAGCAACACUUCAGGAAAGGUGUUGAGAGAUUGGAGCGGGUUCAGCGAAGAGCCACGAAAAUGAUUCAAGGAUUAGAAAACAUGACAGACUCAAGGAGCGCAAUCUGCUUAGCUUAACAGAGACGGUUAAGGGGUGACUUGAUUUUUUUCAAUCCAGCAGCGAAAGAUGCAACACGAUCCAAUGGCUGGAAGUUGAAGCUAGCCCAAUUCAGGCUGGAAAUAAAGCACACGUUUUUAACAGUGA